Molecule: messenger RNA, 810 nt
Organism: Serinus canaria (Common canary)
Lineage: Eukaryota; Metazoa; Chordata; Aves; Passeriformes; Fringillidae
Product: heat shock transcription factor, Y-linked-like
Exons: 3
Coding region: 178-810 (210 amino acids)
Biological process (GO): regulation of DNA-templated transcription
Molecular function (GO): DNA-binding transcription factor activity; sequence-specific DNA binding
Source: RefSeq, a predicted model, not a curated record
AAGCUGCCCCUCAGGAAGCUGCCAAGAUCUUUGGCCUGUCCAGGGAACCACUGCUUGCAUGGAGAAGGAGGUGCUCACAGCAGCUCCUGCACAGGACACACAUGUGUCUGCUCACAGAAAGCUUGUACUUGCCAAGGACAGGGGGAAAUUGUGCCCUGUGACACUGCCUUACAAGCGAUGGAGGACGAGUGGGACAUCUGGAAUGGCAGUGACAGACACAAGACCAAACGAGCUCCUGCUGUUUCCAGUGAGAGCACAGGCAAAGACAAUCGAUUCUUCCCCCUCUGCUUUCCAGAGAAGCUUUGGAAAAUGCUGGAAAGUGACCAGUUUCGGUCCAUUUGGUGGAGUGAGGGUGGAAAAUGUGUGGCCAUCAACAAAGAUCUCUUUGAAGUGGAGGUGCUGGGCAGGGGAGUUUGCCAGCGGGUUUUUAACACGCAGCACAUCAGGAGUGUUAUUCGCCAGCUGAACCUCUAUGGAUUCACCAAAGUGCAGCGGGAUUUCCAAAGAUCUGCCUCUCUGCCUGAAUUCCUGGCAGAGGAAGCAGCAGCUUCUGCUCAUAGCCAGAUCCUCUACUACUAUAACCCCAGCUUCAACAGAGCGCAUCCCUGGCUGUUGGGAACAUGCAAAAGGAGAGCUGCCCUCAAACAGAGAGCCCUGUGUGCAGCAGGGUUGGAUGAAAGGCCUCUCCAAAAGCCCACAUGGUCAGUGUGGAGGGACACGCAGGAGUCAGCUGAAGCCCAUCCAUCUCCACUGACAGCUGCUCCCAUGCUUCUAGAGCCUUCUGGAGCACUGUAUGGAUAUGAAAUCUAA